AUGGACAAUAUACACGAAGUAACUGGCAGGAAGGCCAAGGAGCCAUACAUACUCAAUAUCAGCGACGAUCCAUCUCUGUCAGGUUGUCUAGUGUACUUCCUCAACUCCCCCGGGGGCAUCUUGACAGUGGAUACCUUGAAUGGUGACACGGUGGUUGAGGUUCAGCGUACAGCCCUUCAGGACGGCACUGGUGCUUGCGUGUCGGGUAACUCGACUCGGAUUGAACAGGUCAUACCAGGCUCGCCGAUUCUGCAGACCAGGACCCAGACUAGGUCUGGUGUAAUGGAUGCGGUGGUGGAGGAGGAUAUUCAUGAGAUUAUCGCCGAAAGCUCUCUUGCUGAUACACAAACGGUAGCCGCUAUCGCUUGA
Messenger RNA from Perkinsus marinus ATCC 50983, 369 nucleotides. RefSeq lists its product as hypothetical. The transcript is spliced from 4 exons. The coding region runs from base 1 to 369 and encodes 122 amino acids. Lineage: Eukaryota; Perkinsozoa; Perkinsida; Perkinsidae. The record is from RefSeq and is a predicted model, not a curated record.